AUUCUUCGGCUAUCUUGGGAAGUGGGCUGUAUCCGUCGAGCCCAUCAGUAUUUGAGCUAAAAAAAUUAACUCCCCAUCAGUGGACAUUACAUCUGUUUUGUGUUACAUUACACGUUUGCCGUCCAAAUUAUUUGAAUAUUACAUCUUAACCCCGAAAAUCUUCUGCUAUUCUCGGUUUGACCCCUAGAUAGUUCUUUUUUCAAAAUAAAGUCCCUCAUAAUUUUUUUUUUUUUAUUUUGGCUUUAUUCACUUUCAUCAACCCAAGACACCACCUGCAAAAUAGUUAUCCAUAAAAUCAGAUUGUAUUGGGAAGCUAAAACUCCACAUACUCCAAUGCCAAUGCCCAAAAACCAAACUUCUCAUCAACUUCUCUCUAUAUAAACCCCAUUUCCACCACACCAACUUCUCAUCAUCAAUCCAUUCUUCCUCUAAUUAAUACUCUUUACCACAUUCCAAUAUCCAAAAACAACACCAAAAUGAAGGCUUCACUCUUAUCCUUGUUUGUUGUCCUCUCCCUGAUUUACUUCUACGCUCAAUCGAGCAAUGCAGCCCCAACGUGCGGCACGGUCGACAUGAAGGCAGCCUCGUGCAUCACAUUUGCCACCGGCAAAGACUCGAAGCCUUCGCCCGCAUGCUGUGCUGGCCUACAACAGCUGGCUCAGUCCGUCAAAUCGGUUGACGACAAAAAGGCCAUCUGCAGGUGCCUCAAGGCCGGGAUCAAAAACUUCGCAGGCGUGCAGGACAAGCUCUUGAGCAGGAUCCCUUCUGCUUGUAACAUCAAAGUCGGCUUCCCUGUUUCUAUCAACACCGAUUGCGAAAAGCUCCACUGAGACCCGUUCGAGUUUGAUCAGAUCACGUUAGAGGUGUAGAAGAUGUUUUGAAUAAGACAGCUCCGAUCCAGUGAGAUGUGGAGUUAAUAAUUUAGUUGCAUGCUUGUCAUAUGUACGAUUUUCCCAAGAAAGAUUAUUGCAAUAAGAAUUUUGAGUA
Erythranthe guttata (spotted monkey flower) is the source of this 987-nucleotide messenger RNA. RefSeq names its product non-specific lipid-transfer protein C, cotyledon-specific isoform. Gene Ontology annotation, molecular function: lipid binding. Gene Ontology annotation, biological process: lipid transport. The record is from RefSeq and is a predicted model, not a curated record. Lineage: Eukaryota; Viridiplantae; Streptophyta; Magnoliopsida; Lamiales; Phrymaceae.